Molecule: messenger RNA, 1128 nt
Organism: Helianthus annuus (common sunflower)
Lineage: Eukaryota; Viridiplantae; Streptophyta; Magnoliopsida; Asterales; Asteraceae
Product: 26S proteasome non-ATPase regulatory subunit 14 homolog
Exons: 6
Coding region: 61-999 (312 amino acids)
Biological process (GO): proteasome-mediated ubiquitin-dependent protein catabolic process; protein deubiquitination
Cellular component (GO): proteasome regulatory particle, lid subcomplex
Molecular function (GO): protein binding; metallopeptidase activity; proteasome binding
Source: RefSeq, a predicted model, not a curated record
UAUCGUGUUUCCAAAGAAAUCAAAACUCUGAUCGGAACAGAGCAAACGCAGGUAGCGAAAAUGUCAGGGAUGGAACGACUACAGAGAAUGUUCGCCGGCGCCGGUGGCGCGUUAGGUCACCCGCCACCGGAUUCACCGACUCUUGAUACAUCGGAACAAGUUUACAUCUCGUCACUUGCUCUCUUGAAGAUGCUUAAACACGGGAGAGCGGGAGUUCCGAUGGAAGUUAUGGGAUUGAUGCUUGGGGAAUUUGUGGAUGAGUAUACUGUUCGUGUUGUGGAUGUGUUUGCUAUGCCUCAGAGUGGUACCGGGGUUAGUGUUGAAGCUGUUGAUCAUGUUUUCCAGACUAAUAUGCUUGAUAUGCUUAAGCAAACCGGAAGGCCUGAAAUGGUGGUUGGAUGGUACCAUUCACAUCCUGGAUUCGGCUGUUGGCUAUCUGGGGUUGACAUCAACACACAACAGAGUUUUGAAGCGCUGAAUCAACGAGCCAUUGCGGUGGUGGUGGAUCCAAUCCAGAGUGUUAAAGGGAAGGUUGUCAUAGAUGCCUUCCGUUUAAUUAACCCCCAAACCAUGAUGCUUGGUCAAGAGCCACGUCAGACAACUUCCAAUCUUGGCCAUCUCAAUAAACCAUCCAUCCAGGCGUUGAUCCAUGGUUUGAACAGGCAUUAUUACUCGAUCGCCAUUAAUUACAGGAAGAAUAAACUUGAGGAGAAGAUGCUACUUAACCUUCACAAGAAAAAAUGGACUGAUGGGCUCACACUUGAACGAUUUGAUACCCAUUCUAAAACCAAUGAGCAGACUGUCCAGGAAAUGCUGAGUCUAGCUAUCAAAUAUAACAAAGCGGUUCAGGAAGAGGACGAAUUACCUCCGGAGAAACUAGCGAUCGCAAACGUUGGAAGGCAAGAUGCGAAGAAACAUCUGGAAGAACAUGUGUCAAACUUAAUGUCAUCCAACAUCAUUCAGACAUUGGGUACCAUGCUGGACACUGUUGUCUUUUAAGCUUUUCAACCAUGUAUCUUGUACCUUGAUGUGUGAAUCUAGCAACUUGAUAUUGUGGAUUUAUGGCUUAGUUACAACUAUUUAUUUUAUUAAGAUCUAUAACUUUUUAAAAUGUUUUUGUUUUUAUUA